Messenger RNA from Paraglomus occultum, 539 nucleotides. Lineage: Eukaryota; Fungi; Glomeromycota; Glomeromycetes; Paraglomerales; Paraglomeraceae. The record is from the annotation of a GenBank genome assembly.
UCAUCGACCCAACUCCUCCGCCUGACAGUGUGCCUAAGGUAGACGAAUCAUACAGGAAAUCUUCCUCCCGCCGUAAGAAACAAAAGACCGAGUACGACAUAACUUCUGAUCAAUACCAAGAACUUCGUGAAGCAUUUGACUUGUUUGAUACCGAUGGUUCUGGCUCUAUUGCUGCGAAAGAGCUCAAGGUGGCAAUGAGGGUUUUGGGGUUCGAAGUUAAACGGGAUGAAGUCAAGCAGAUACUCGCACAAGUUGAUGGAAGUGGUAGAGUGGACUUUGAUACGUUUUUGAAAGUUGUUUCCGAGAAAAUGUCUCAGCGAGAUAUAAGGGAAGAACUUCACAAGGUGUUCCUCCUAUUCGAUGAUGAUGAAACCGGUAGAAUUACCUUUGCCAACCUCAAGCGUGUUUCACGUGAACUCGGAGAGGACCUCACGGACGAGGAAUUACAAGAAAUGAUCGAUGAGGCAGAUAAGAAUGGCGAUGGAGAAGUCGAUGAGGGGGAAUUCAUUACCCUUAUGUUGAAACUAAACUUAUUCUAA